UAUUACUCCAGUGAGGGUUUCGCUUUCAGGCUCUCUUAAAAGUGUAUGAGAAUUACCUUUCAGUAUAUGUUGGUCUGGUAUCUGGUGCAUAUGAUGACCAGUUGCAGUGGCCUUGUCUAUGGAGAAAAAUAACCUUCCAGAUACUUGACCAGAAUCCACACAUACAGAAGCACAUGUCCUCUGAGAAAAGCUUCACGACUGACCCUACUUUGGUUUCUUCCUAUGGCAGAAAUGACUGGGACAAUCCUCGAAAUAAUGGAACUCGAGUUGUCAUUGGCAAUGAGACCGUAUAUGUGGGAAUUUUUUGGGGCUAUCAAUAUGCCAUAAUGAACGAAGAUCUCACUAAAAGAGAGUUUAUCAAGGGUGGUGACAUCAUAUUUCUCUUCAGCAUGCAAGGCUUUAAUGCCAGACUGUAUCAACUUUAAAAAGCAAGCUCUUAAAAACGGAUCUUGGAACUCUGCAAUCUUUUCAAUUUCUUUCGUGUUUCAAAAAGGGGUUCUGUGUGAACAGGUUUGAUGGCAAGAAUUCAAAUGUUGUUUAUUAAUCCUCAAUACUUUGUCAUAGAUAUCUCAGGGCUGUUUCAAUCUGAGUUUUUACCCAGCCCAAAAGUGACAAUAAUGGAUUUCAGCGUUUCUUCACAUUCAACUGCCCAGCAGGGAUCAUGUGCU
Messenger RNA from Cyprinus carpio (common carp), 668 nucleotides. Its product is annotated as meprin A subunit beta-like. The transcript has 3 exons. The coding region runs from base 174 to 425 and encodes 83 amino acids. Gene Ontology annotation, molecular function: protein binding. The record is from RefSeq and is a predicted model, not a curated record. NCBI's taxonomy places the organism in Eukaryota, Metazoa, Chordata, Actinopteri, Cypriniformes, Cyprinidae.